AUGAGCUUCACUCCACCUCUACCUCCAGUGUUUGCUGGUGAAAACUACCACAUUUGGGUAGUCAAGAUGAAGACAUAUCUUCAAGCUCAAGACUUGUGGAGUGUAGUUGAGAAUGACAUCGAACCACCUCCAUUGAGGGCCAAUCCCACGAUUGCUCAAAUGAGGCAGCAUGCUGAGGAGAGCACCAAGAAGCACAAAGCCUUGGCCUGCUUGCAAAAUGGAGUGAAAGAUGUAAUCUUCACUCGAAUCAUGGCCUGCAGCACACCUAAGGAAGAAUGGGAAAGGUUGAAGGAGGAGUUCAUGGGGUCAGAUAAAGCUAGGCAGAAACAAGUGAUUAACUUGAGGAGAGACUUUGAAAACUUAAAGAUGAAAGAGUCUGAGAGCAUUAAGCAAUAUUUUGACAGGAUCAUGGCCACUGCCAAUAGCAUAAGGUUACUUGGUGAAGAUUUCAAUGAUAGCAGGGUUGUUGAAAAGGUUAUCACCACACUUCCUGAGAGAUUUGAGUCCAAAAUCUCAUCACUUGAAGACUCAAGGGACUUGUCAACCAUUUCUUUAUCUGAAUUGGUGAACUCCCUUUAUGCAUUGGAGCAGAGAAGGGCUAGCAGGCAGGAAGACCAUCCUGAAGGAGCCUUCCAAGCAAAGGCCAAAGAGAGCUCCAGCGCAAGUCAAAAAGGAAAGAAGCCUUGGCUUGAAAAGAGGGACAAAACUAAAAAGGAUUCAGGCAAGAGGAAGUUUCCACCAUGUGUCCACUGCAAGAAGACUACACAUUCUAAAAAAUUUUGCUGGUUUAGGCCAGACAUUCAAUGUAGGAGCUGCAAGCAAUUUGGCCAUGUUGAGAAAGUUUGUAAAAACAAACCAAAGGCACCAGCACAGCAGCAGAUUCAAGCUCAAGCUACUGAGGACCUUCAAGCUUAG
Molecule: messenger RNA, 915 nt
Organism: Gossypium arboreum
Lineage: Eukaryota; Viridiplantae; Streptophyta; Magnoliopsida; Malvales; Malvaceae
Exons: 1
Coding region: 1-915 (304 amino acids)
Molecular function (GO): zinc ion binding; nucleic acid binding
Source: RefSeq, a predicted model, not a curated record